Messenger RNA from Oryctolagus cuniculus (rabbit), 865 nucleotides. Its product is annotated as ferritin heavy chain. Gene Ontology annotation, cellular component: cytoplasm. NCBI's taxonomy places the organism in Eukaryota, Metazoa, Chordata, Mammalia, Lagomorpha, Leporidae. Gene Ontology annotation, biological process: intracellular iron ion homeostasis; iron ion transport. The record is from RefSeq and is a predicted model, not a curated record. Gene Ontology annotation, molecular function: ferric iron binding; ferrous iron binding.
ACGGCCUUUCUUCUGAACAGCCUGCUUUGUGGCUCCCUCAGAAAUCCUAUAACCAACGCCAGGCCCAGGGAGCAGCCUCUGUCCGUUGCCCCUCUUGCCCAAGUUGGGGACACACCCGAAUACACCAACACCGUUGACGUCUCUGCUUUCUGCUUCACAGCACUGUCGCCGCCCGCGCCCGCCAUGGCCGACGCCACGCCCUCACAAGUGCGCCAGAACUACCACCCUGAAUGCGAGGCCGCUGUCAACGACCACAUCCACGUGCAGCUCUACGCCUCCUACGUGGCCCUGUCCUUGGCCUUCUUCUUCGACCGCGAUGACGUGGCGCUGAAGGACUUUGCUAGCUACUUCCUGAAGCGCUCACAGAUCGAGAGGGAGCGCGCGGAGAAGAUGAUGAGGAUGCAGAACAAGCGCGGAGGCCGAAACGUCUUCCCCAGAAUCCACAAGCCCGACCACUACGACAAGGAGAGCGCCCUCGAGGCCAUGGAGAGCGCCAUCUUCCUGGCCAAGUGCGUCAACCAGAGCCUCCUGGAUCUGCACGAGCUGGCCACCAGCAUGGGUGAUGUCCACCUCUGCUACUUCCUGGAGACCCACUAUAUGCAGCAGCAAGUCCAGGACAUUGAGGAGCUGGGGGGCUACUUGACCAACCUACGCAAAAUGGGGGCGCCAAACGUCAGCACGGUGGAGGUGGAGUACCUCUUUGAAAAGCUCAUGCUGGGCCAGGGCGGCAAGGAGAACUGAGCCAAAGGUGUUCCCACUACCUCGCAGAGAUGCUCCAGGGCCCAAUGAGUGCACUGCACUGCCCACAGGUUCACCUGUUUCUUCCCUUCAGUUUGAACAUUGUUUACAAUAAAGUUACAUGGUU